Molecule: messenger RNA, 2077 nt
Organism: Anolis carolinensis (green anole)
Lineage: Eukaryota; Metazoa; Chordata; Lepidosauria; Squamata; Anolidae
Gene: nobox
Product: NOBOX oogenesis homeobox
Exons: 9
Coding region: 176-1633 (485 amino acids)
Biological process (GO): regulation of transcription by RNA polymerase II
Molecular function (GO): DNA-binding transcription factor activity, RNA polymerase II-specific; RNA polymerase II cis-regulatory region sequence-specific DNA binding
Source: RefSeq, a predicted model, not a curated record
GCGACUCCUGUCCCGAACGCGAGGGAUCCUUUUCGGCCGCGCAACUGGCGAGACGCGUUGUACGCAUGCGCCGUCCCGGCUGUCCUUGAGAGGGCGCGCUGGAGAGCGGCGCCGGGCGUGGAGAGCGGGAGCAUACCCUGCGCACGAGGACGUCGCGAGGCGCGCGGGAAAGGGAAUGGCGCUCAGCUCGACGAGGCACGCGCCGGAGCCCGCUUUCCAAGACGCGGGCAAUCCAGAUGCAACUGAGAAAAAGGAAAAUUCUCCAGAAACUCCAGAAGAACCUGUUCCACCUGCCCGAAAAAAGACACGAACAUUCUACAGUGCUGAACAGCUAGAUGAGCUUGAAAGAAUGUUCCUGGAAGAUCAUUAUCCUGAUAAUGAAAAGCGCAGAGAAAUUGCUACUGCUGUUGGUGUUCCAGCACAGCGAGUUAUGGUCUGGUUCCAGAAUCGCAGAGCAAAGUGGAGAAAAAUGGAAAAAUUAAUAGUGAAAGACAACAAGAAAUCUUCAACUACAGAAGCAGCUUUGUUAGCAGAUUCUCAACAAAAUUAUCAGGGUGCAGCAUCACUGCCUGUUUCUCAGAAAACUGAAAAUGUGCAUGAUCAGUCUCCUGCGUUCUUGAUGGGUCCUCCAACUAUUAUCUGUAGCAGCAUCCACAGUGAACAAUCUACACCACUGGUCUCCACUUCAGUUGUCUCAGUUACAGGCAAAUCAACACCAUAUCAAUCUGUGCAGACCAAAGACAUCUCCGAAGGCAUACUUGGUUCUCUCAAGGAAGAAAUUUUACCAGCCAUCCCAAGUCCUCCACCCAUUCGUAGAGCCAUACUGCCAUUUAAUGUGGCACUUAACACAAACAGUCAGAUUGCUCCAUUGAUGGCAGAUUUGUGUAACUGUCCUGCCAGCCAGGAAAACAACUCCAAUGAGACCUUCGCCUGUAACAUGCCAAGCCAAAGCAUCAUCUCUCCUGUGCAUUGUAAUUACCCUGAGCAGCUGGAACCUACAGCUAUCCUAGAAACCCCAAAUUUUUACUCAAGUAGUCAUUCAAAGAUGUUCCAGUUAAACCAACAUCCUCAGCAACAGAUGUCUCAAUUACAGCACUUUCCAAUCCACCUUACUGGAGGCAUGUUGCCCAGUGUCCAGUUGACACAAGCUGCUUCCAGUAAAUCCAGCACACCUUUUUUCUCCAUACCUAGCAAUGGUGGACUUGCAACGUAUGGAACAGCAGAAGCUCCUCCAGGGUUUCAACAGAAUCAUAUAGGAGGACAUCUCCUAAUACAGUCAUCAACUGAAAGCUCAGGUUUCAUUUCUGCUUUUCAGGCUAUGCCCUGGAAUGAAUUUUGUUUGCAAAGAGCUCCAGUUACAAAUCAACUUUGCUCACAGAUGGCAUUAUGCAGCUCAAGAGGGGAAUAUUACUCUGCAGAACAAGUGCAAUUUACUCAGAAUCAAGGUGUGCCACCCAAUUCUUGUCCUCUUCAACAUCCAAAAAACACAGUCCCAGGACCUACUGUGUUAUUAACUGCCAAGCAAAUGGCUCCAGCAGAUGAAGAUAUGAGCCCAAUCCAUCAGUCUCAGGCAGAGCACAUGGCAGCCUAUGAGGAGGUCCUUAAUUCUGAUGAUAUCUCGAAGUUCAAGUAAAUGCUUCAGGUUUCCCUGAAGACAGCAUGCAAUGACUCAAUCUCCUUUUUUAAAGAUGGUUUAGGAAAAAAAGAGAAAAGAAAAUGAUAUUUUUAUUCUAUUCUCGGAAAUAAACUGAAAUGAUGUAUAUUUUGUAAGUAAACACAUUGAAAAACAGAAGAAGGUGGGAAAAUAAGAUACUAAGACAACAAGUGCAAUUGUUGUUGUUGUUGCUGUUUUUAUUUGAUAUUUAUUUAUUAAGUAGACAUAUUAUUGCCUGCUGAGGUAAGCAGUGAAAUUUCAAUAAAUAAACUGAAUACAGUUCUUUAAUUUACAUAUGAGAUGUUGUUUCUGAGUAUCUGCAUAUUUAAUGCUAUGAGUAACUAGGGCUCCUUACCUUGUUGAAAAAGGAAUUUUUAAAAUGAUGCUUUCAUUAAAAAUUAUGGAGACAUUGUUGUCAUAAGA